Gossypium arboreum is the source of this 1218-nucleotide messenger RNA. RefSeq names its product CBBY-like protein. The record is from RefSeq and is a predicted model, not a curated record. Bases 116 to 1063 code for a protein of 315 amino acids. Lineage: Eukaryota; Viridiplantae; Streptophyta; Magnoliopsida; Malvales; Malvaceae. Gene Ontology annotation, molecular function: hydrolase activity. The transcript has 8 exons.
GAUAGAUAAGACAUUAAAAAACAGGCUAACCAAUCAUAACUGAAAUGUUUCUGUUAAAGAGCUAAGAAGCAAAAAAAAAAAAAAAAAAAGCUGAAGCUAAAAUCACAGCUUGAUAAUGGCUUCCACCGCCAUUUCUCUUUCUUUACCAACAUUUCCUUCAUCUUCUUCAACUGUUAAAGCUAAACCUUCUAUAUUCAGUCACCACCAUUUAUUCAUUGCAAAGAACGUACCAUCUUCUUCACUCUUUAGUUCUUCAACGAAGAUAACGAAGCAAAUUCGUACUGCCUUCAAGAUCAAAUGCUCAUCGGCUUCUUUUUCGAAUACUCUUCCAUCUGCUCUUCUUUUUGACUGCGAUGGUGUUCUCGUUGAUACUGAGAAGGAUGGUCACCGGGUUUCGUUUAAUGACACUUUCAAUGAAAAAGAAUUGGGUGUUACUUGGGAUGUAGAUUUGUAUGGAGAGUUGCUCAAAAUUGGUGGUGGGAAAGAAAGGAUGACAGCUUACUUUAACAAGACAGGUUGGCCAGAUAAAGCUCCAAAGAGUGAAGAAGAAAGAAAAGCAUUCAUUGCUUCACUUCAUAAACGAAAAACCGAGUUGUUCAUGGCUCUUAUCGAAAAUAGAUUGCUACCUCUUCGUCCCGGUGUAGCCAAGUUGAUUGAUCAAGCUUUGGGGGAAGGAGUAAAAGUUGCAGUGUGCAGUACAUCCAAUGAGAAGGCGGUCUCUGCAGUAGUUUCUUGUUUACUGGGACCAGAACGUGCAGAAAAAAUCCAGAUAUUUGCUGGAGAUGUGGUUCCUCGUAAAAAACCAGAUCCAGCCAUAUAUACAUUAGCAGCAAACACUCUCGGUGUUGAACCUUCAAGCUGUGUUGUUGUAGAAGAUAGUGCCAUAGGACUUGCUGCUGCCAAAGCUGCCGGAAUGACUUGCAUAGUGACAAAGAGCGGUUAUACAGCCGAUGAAGACUUCUUGAAUGCCGAUGCAGUGUUCGAUUGCAUUGGAGAUCCACCAGAGGAACGGUUCGAUUUGGCAUUCUGUGGAAGCCUUCUUGAGAAACAGUAUGUUAGUUAAUUUUUAAAAAAAAAAAAAACACUCGUUUUGUUUGUAUCAUUGUUUGUUGAGAUCAAUGCCUUAAUUUCGUUGUCUAUAAUUGUCAAAUUUUUGGCGACGACUACUUGAAAAAUCACUUUAAAUCUGGAAAUUUAGAUUCCCAUUUGAAGCUUCAA